Messenger RNA from Dracunculus medinensis (Guinea worm), 324 nucleotides. The record is from the annotation of a GenBank genome assembly. NCBI's taxonomy places the organism in Eukaryota, Metazoa, Nematoda, Chromadorea, Rhabditida, Dracunculidae.
AUGAAUGGAAUAGCAUUAAAUCAAAUUUCUCCAAACAAAUGGAUAACAAAUAAUGAACUGCAAUAUUCUUAUGGAUGGUUAGGAAUCAAAUGUCAAUCAAUCAAUCAACAUCAAUCCUAUAGAAUGAAGCAGACGCAAUCAAUCAAUGAACCGCAAAUUUCAUUUAUAUUCGAUGAGGAAAAUGGAACAAUCACAACCAGAAAUUGUGGAUUUAUUGAUCCACAUUUUAUGAAAGAAGACAUUUUUGUCUAUAUGGAGAAUAGUAACACCGACAAUGUAACCAAAAAACUGAAAAAAAAACCAAGGAAUCAAUUACUUGAGUAA